Nematolebias whitei (Rio pearlfish) is the source of this 1234-nucleotide messenger RNA. It is a transcript of the gene akr1a1b, whose product is annotated as aldo-keto reductase family 1, member A1b (aldehyde reductase). NCBI's taxonomy places the organism in Eukaryota, Metazoa, Chordata, Actinopteri, Cyprinodontiformes, Rivulidae. Gene Ontology annotation, molecular function: aldose reductase (NADPH) activity. Gene Ontology annotation, cellular component: cytosol. The transcript has 9 exons. Gene Ontology annotation, biological process: aldehyde catabolic process. The record is from RefSeq and is a predicted model, not a curated record. The coding region runs from base 222 to 1196 and encodes 324 amino acids.
GCCAGGAGAAAAAAAAUAUAUCGUCACGUGAGUUGUUUUGAUCGUUGUUUCACCGAAGUACAAAAAGAAGAAAAAUAAAUUAAAAUGAGGGUGUUUCUUUGGAAUAUUUGAAAACCAGCAGUCUUGAGAUACAACUACAGCAAAGGAGCAGGUUCUUGUGGAAGUGGUGGACCGGACCGGGCAGUUUUCUGAACCAGUUCUCGGCGGUUAUUCAGAGAGCCAUGAAUGACUUUGCAGUUCUCAACACGGGGAGGAAGAUGCCCCUGAUUGGACUGGGAACAUGGAAGAGUGAGCCAGGAAAGGUCAAACAAGCUGUUGCGUGGGCGUUGGAGGCCGGCUAUCGUCACAUUGACUGCGCAGCCAUCUAUGGGAAUGAGACUGAGGUUGGAGAUGCUCUGCAGGAGACGCUCGGCUCUGACAAGUUCCUGAGGAGAGAGGACGUGUUCGUCACUUCUAAGCUGUGGAACAAUUGCCACCACCCAGAGGAUGUAGAGCCCGCCCUCCUGAAGACGCUGAAGGACUUGAAGCUGGACUACCUGGACCUCUACCUCAUGCACUGGCCUUACGCCUUCCAACAAGGAAACAUUCCUUUCCCCAGAAAAGAGGAUGGCACUUUGUUGUAUGACGACACAGACUACAAGCUGACCUGGGCAGCCAUGGAGAAGCUGGUGGAGAAGGGCCUGGUUCGCUCCAUCGGCCUGUCCAACUUCAACAGCAAACAGAUUGAUGACAUCCUGUCUGUGGCCAGGAUUAAACCCACUGUUCUUCAGGUAGAGAGCCACCCAUACCUGGCCCAGGUAGAGCUGCUGGCCCACUGUCGGGAUCGGGGUCUGGUGUUGACGGCGUAUAGUCCUCUGGGGUCUCCUGAUCGGGCCUGGAAACAUCCAGAUGAACCUGUCCUGCUACAAGAACCAGUUAUUGCCUCACUUGCAGAGAAAUAUAAAAUGUCACCUGCUCAAAUCAUCCUAAGGUGGCAGACACAACGAGGAGUAGUAACAAUUCCCAAGAGUGUGACAAAAUCUCGCAUCCAGGAGAACAUUCAGGUGUUUAACUUCACCCUGGAAGCAGAAGAAAUGAAAAGCAUCACAGCACUGAAUAGAGGCUGGCGCUACAUCGUCCCUAUGGUUGAAGUGGAGGGAAAGCGUGUUCCCAGGGACGCAGGACAUUGUUACUACCCCUUUAAUGAGCCCUACUGACGACUCCACGCAGAGCCCGAGUUUGUGCCUUCAGUCUA